AUGAUCAAAAAGAGACAACCCAAGAAUAUUAAUCUACGAUCGAAGGAUGCAACGGGUGAGCAUUCCUCUGCGUCUGCUUCAUCAUCGGAAACAACUCCUCACUCGGAGGAAGAACAACAUGGUACUGCAACGAAUGAAAAGAAUGUUAUUAUUCCGAAUGAUGAUCAUCACACACAAGAAUCUACAUCUAACUCCUUGUCAACAUCAACAACCACAACAUCAAAUGAACCCGUUCAUGAAGAUAGUACUAGUGCUGAUCACAAAAUAACACACAGUGCAAUCACAGAUGAAGAGGAAAAUGAUAUUAAUUCAACUCUAGAGAAAACAAAAUUAAAACAAAAAUUGAGAAGCAGACCGAAAGGAAUGCAAGCAAAUUUAAAAACUGGAGAUUUAUUUGAUUUAGAUAAAAUUAAGAAUACCAGUGUUAAACGAAAGAAGGAACAGUUAAAUAUUUUGCAAGGAGGUACACAAGGUGGACUUGUUGACAGAAACAAAGGAGAGUGGAUUGCCAUGAAAUUAGCAAAUAUGGAUAAGAAAGAAUCAUCGAGUACCAUGUCACAACUAGGAAUGGACUUGAAUUUUACAGAUGCAGAACUGUCCGAGCAAGAUAAACGAUUAUUUGAAUAUAUUAGAGAAAAGAUGAAGGAACAAGGCUACUCGUAUGAUGACAAUGUAAAUAUUAACGAUAGUGAUGAGGAAGAAGCUCAACAAGCUGCUGCUUCUUCAAGUACAUCUCAACGUGAUGCCAAGAAAAAAUCAGAUAUUAGUGUCAAGGAAAUUCUAGAGAAAGAAAAGGAAUUGUACAAAUUGCCUGAAGAGCUAAAGGUCGAUAAAAUUGAAAUUGAGAAUAUGAGCAAACGAAGAGGCAAGCGAAGUGAUCCAACCAAGCAACCUGCCAAGCCAAUCUCAGAGGAGGAACGACAAAAACUAUUGAGUGGUGCAAUUCUUGAAGUUCCACUUUCCACUGCGGACAAGAUUCAAAAUAUUAGGGAGACCAAUGAACGGGUCAAAGAACUGGAAGAGAGUGGACAAAAACGAAAAUAUACCUAUAAUACGGCAUCAGACGAAUACGUUUAUACUCAAUUCAAAAAGAAGUUCGCACAUAGAAGAUGA
Messenger RNA from Naegleria lovaniensis, 1113 nucleotides. RefSeq lists its product as uncharacterized. Bases 1 to 1113 code for a protein of 370 amino acids. The transcript has a single exon. NCBI's taxonomy places the organism in Eukaryota, Heterolobosea, Eutetramitea, Acrasida, Naegleriidae. The record is from RefSeq and is a predicted model, not a curated record.